This is a messenger RNA of Hemicordylus capensis (graceful crag lizard), 4174 nucleotides long. RefSeq names its product solute carrier family 1 member 1 (gene SLC1A1). Bases 386 to 1981 code for a protein of 531 amino acids. Gene Ontology annotation, molecular function: glutamate:sodium symporter activity; L-cysteine transmembrane transporter activity; L-glutamate transmembrane transporter activity. The transcript is spliced from 12 exons. Gene Ontology annotation, biological process: L-glutamate transmembrane transport. Lineage: Eukaryota; Metazoa; Chordata; Lepidosauria; Squamata; Cordylidae. The record is from RefSeq and is a predicted model, not a curated record. Gene Ontology annotation, cellular component: plasma membrane.
GAGGCUCGCUUGUGUGCAAGGUGUUGCUGUGCAUAAUACAGAGCGCGCGCGCACGCACACACAGCGGCUUCCACACCUCUCCUCCUCUUCGUCCGCCGCCGCCGCCGCCUGUGUUUCUAGGAGCCGCAGAGCCCGGCAAGCAGUAGUAGCAGGAGGAGGAGGAGGAGGAGAGCUGCAGAGCUACAGAGCUACGAGCGCGCCUCUCUCCUUCUCUCUCUCUCUUGCCACGAGCGCGGCGGCAUCACACAAGCUCGAGGAGGGGAUACAGCGGCAGCCAGCAGAGCCCGGACGCAGCCCUUGUCUCUGGUUGACGCCAAAGGCCCGCAGUUCCUUCUGCCUCCUGCGCCUCUUUUCAUUAGCCCGUCGCCGCCACAGACGAGCCACCAUGGUGAAGCAGCCGCCCGGCAGUAGGAAGGCGGGAUGCGACUGCAAGCGCUUCUUGAAAAACAAUUGGAUCCUUCUCAGCACCAUCCUCGCCGUGGUUCUGGGCAUUGGACUAGGAGUUGCUGUUCGGGAAUAUGGGAAGCUUUCCAAUUUGGACAAGUUUUACUUUUCAUUUCCAGGAGAAGUUCUGAUGAGAAUGCUCAAGCUUAUCAUAUUACCAUUAAUUAUAUCAAGCAUGAUAACCGGUGUUGCUGCUUUGGACUCUAAUGUUUCGGGAAAGAUUGGCUUGCGGGCAGUUGUAUACUACUUCUGCACUACAGUCAUAGCAGUAAUCCUAGGGAUUGUAUUAGUUGUGACCAUCAAACCAGGAGUAUCCCAGAAAGCUGAUGAAAUUGACAGAAUGGGCAGUACACCUGAAGUUUCUACUGUGGAUGCCAUGUUAGACUUGGUUAGGAAUAUGUUCCCAGAAAAUCUUGUACAGGCCUGUUUUCAACAGUAUAAAACCAAACGUGAAGAAGUAAAAAUUACAUAUGAACCAGACAAAAAUGGCACUCUUCCUACAGAAGACCCUGUCACAAUCAUCAUGCCAACUGAGACACUGGAGAACAUAACUAAGGAAUACAAAAUAGUGGGCAUGUACUCUGAUGGCAUUAAUGUGCUUGGCUUGAUAGUCUUUUGUCUUGUCUUUGGAAUUGUUAUCGGGAAAAUGGGAGAAAAAGGGCAGGUGCUGGUGGACUUUUUCAAUGCACUGAAUGAUGCCACAAUGAAAAUAGUUCAGAUAAUAAUGUGGUAUAUGCCACUUGGUAUUUUAUUCUUGAUUGCUGGGAAAAUAAUUGAAGUUGAAGACUGGGAGAUUUUUCGCAAACUGGGUCUUUAUAUGGCUACUGUUCUAAGUGGACUAGCAAUCCAUUCUGUUGUAAUUCUGCCACUAAUAUAUUUAAUAAUAGUAAGGAAAAAUCCAUUUCGAUUUGCCAUAGGGAUGGCUCAAGCACUUUUGACAGCCCUCAUGAUUUCCUCCAGUUCAGCAACUUUGCCUGUCACCUUUCGCUGUGCAGAAGAAAAAAACCAUGUUGACAAGAGAAUUACCCGAUUUGUUUUACCAGUUGGAGCUACAAUCAAUAUGGAUGGCACCGCACUGUAUGAAGCAGUAGCUGCUGUUUUUAUUGCACAGCUUAAUGACUUAGAACUAGAUAUUGGCCAGAUAGUGACCAUUAGUGUAACAGCAACGGCUGCCAGUAUAGGAGCUGCAGGAGUGCCUCAGGCUGGGCUAGUUACCAUGGUGAUUGUUCUAAGUGCGGUUGGACUACCUGCUGAGGAUGUUACCCUCAUCAUCGCAGUGGACUGGCUUCUGGAUCGAUUCAGAACAAUGGUGAAUGUUCUUGGUGAUGCGUUUGGGACUGGAAUUGUGGAAAAACUCUCCAAAAAGGAACUUGAGCAAAUGGAUGUCACUUCUGAAGUCAACAUAGUGAAUCCUUUUGCCUUGGAAACCACAAUGCUUGACAGUGAGGAAGCAGAGACCAAGAAGUCUUAUGUGAAUGGAGCUUUUGCCAUAGAUAAAUCUGACACCAUAUCAUUCACCCAGACAUCACAGUUCUGAAGCAGACUGACUGACAGGGGAGACACGCUGGAUUAAAGGACAUGGGAGGCCCUUUGCCAAAUCAUAUUCUGGGUCCCUCACUCUUAUGACCCCACAUGCUGUACUUUCUUCUAUGCCUGCAUUCAUACAGGCACACAAAGGGAAACCUGCACCCUCUGUCCCACAAAUACCUCCCCCUCCUCAAAUCUGCCACAACAUAGAGAGCAGUUGUUCUGCUCCUCAUACUGUGCAGACUGUCAGCAUUUUACAUUUCCCCACAGCUGGGAACGUGGCCACUGUUCCUCCCUAGUCAUUUGAUAAAAGAACAGCCAGCUAAACUGCAGAGGCAUCUAUAGGAGCCCCAGUGCACAAAGAUAGGCAGUGAUAUAUGCUCUCUGCCAAAUAAACAGCAUCGGGGCACCCAGCAUGGUUUACUCAGCCCAACCUGCAUAGGAGCUUUGAAGGACAUAAUCACACAUGAGAUCAUUUAGUAAGAUAUGGGGAUAAGUGUGUUGCUCUGAGACAGACUCCAGAUUUUCUUCAACAGUUAGUUUUUUCCCAUUAUUUGAUCAUUGUGGACAGAUUUAUGAAAAAAGACAGGUUAUAAAAAUAUGGUGGUUGUUUUUUUUAAAGUUGUGUCCUAUUGCUAAGGAUGCUAGAUGCCUGCUUGCAGUGAGCAUGCUCAUGACUUGGGACAAUGAAGUGAAGAAUAUGCUCUCAUCUGAGGCAUAGUGCAGUGUUUUCCAUUCAGCUAUUCUGUGCAUGGUAUUCUUUUUUAAAAAACAAACCCUUCACCUUUCUUAUUUUAAUUGCACCUUGGACUUUACAAAUUAAUGCUGUGCCAAAAUGUUCAUUCCUGUAGCUAAAUAACUAUUAAGAUAGGGGAAAGGAGAUGACAAGAAUGGUCCUGCAAUAAGUAUUAACUUUUUAAAAGUGUGUGUGUAUGUGUGUUUUUAAUAAAAAUAAAUUAUUAUGGAAAUUGGAAAGUAGUACUUAAGAACUUUCAUUGUUAUAUUUUCUUUAACAUCUUAAAUUACAUCCAGGGGACAUAGCUGGACUUCAGAUGUUAAGUAAUCUUAAAUUGAAACUCUGAUAAUUUAUCUCUCCAUUUAUUAGUCCUAUUUUGGAAGUGGCAAGAAAUCACUUCAGAACCAUCAUUUUAGUUUAAUCCAAUAUUUAUUAGCUCUAGAGCAGAGGUCAAGAAGAUAAAAAUAGACUAUUUUUAUUAUUUGUGGUAGGGCUUACAGACAUGUUAGUCUUUUUAAAAUAUUAUACAUAGAGUGUAAUUGCUAGUGGCUAGCAGAAUGUCAGUUUGCUUGUUUCAUGGUUUAAUUUUGUGAUUAAAGCUGAAACCUCGCAGUGGCAAAAGUGCUAGACCUCAUUGCAAAGUACUGAACAUAAGGGUAAAUGAGACCCUCCAAUUAUCAAUGUUUUACCAGCAUAUGCCCCUUAAAUGAUGAAUAAAUAAUAGUAUUUUACCAACUGUUCAUGGAAUAAUGGAGUCAUGUUCUCAUUUUGGCCAUGCGAAUAUGGCUUCAUCAUCAAAACAUUCCAUACUGUUAAACAUUUUAUCUAGUAUCUAUAAUCAGGUAUUUUCAUGGUGCAAAUUAAUUCUCUUGUGAUAAAAAUUCUUGCAAAGUAUAAACUUAUUUUGCCUUGUACAUCACUUGAUAGCCAUUUGACCUGUAAAACACACUGAAAUUCAGAAUUUUUUUUUGUACAUAUGCUUAUGUCGAACUGAAAAAUGCAAUUAAUUACUAUAAGAAACGUUUAAAAAAUCCGGUAGCAUUAGACAAACUCAGUCUUACACUUUUAUAUUCAAUAAAUAAGCCAGGAUAUGUGCCAAAGACAAGUGAAAAGAAUAUCACAUAUAGAAUAGGUUUUGAUAAAUUGCACCUUAAUUGAGUGAGAGACAUAAAAUACUGUAUGUAUUUAAAUAUUAUAAGCUAUAAAUGCAGUGUGCAUACAAGUGCAAGUGUUGAUAUGUUUAUACAAAAUAAAGGAAUGUACAGUGUAAAUCAGUCCUUUAUCAUGUGCACAAUUAUUUUUAAAUAACAUUUGUACAGCUUUGCUAUUACUAGAGAAGAAAACUGUUCCAAAUCUAUUGUGCUUAGUUUUUUCUUUGCAGUUCUCCUUUUGAAAGCUAUCCUUUCCUCAUUGUACGUGUUUCCUUUCUUUCAUCUUAAUAAAUGGCUCUGGUCAUCCUAUCCUCAA